AUGGCCAUGCCACUGUGGCUGCUGCUGGCCCUGCUGGGCUGUACCACAGCACCAGAUCCUGCCCUGGAGGAGAUGUGGGAAGGGUGGAAGAGCCUCCACGCCAAGGAGUACCCAGCGGAGGCUGAGGCCGCUCGCAGGGCGGUCUGGGAGCAGAACCUGCGGCGCAUCCAGCAGCACAACCGCGAGGAGGCGAGAGGGCAGCACAGCUUCCGCCUGGCCAUGAACCACCACGGGGACCUGACAGAUGAGGAGUUCAAUCAGCUCUUGAAUGGCUUCAGCCCAGCAGGGCGGGAUGAGCCAGCACCCAUCUACAAAGCAUCAGCAGCCCUGAAGACCCCAGCAGAGGUGGACUGGAGGACAAAAGGCUAUGUGACACCUGUAAAGAACCAGGGACACUGUGGGUCCUGCUGGGCGUUCAGUGCCACGGGGGCCUUGGAGGGGCUGGUUUUCAAGCAGACAGGGAAGCUGGUGGUGCUGAGUGAGCAGAACCUCAUCGACUGCUCCUGGAAGCUGGGCAACCACGGCUGCCAUGGUGGCUACAUGACCUGCGCCUUCCGGUACGUGCGGGACAACGGAGGCCUCAACUCGGAGCACCUCUACCCUUACACGGCCACGGACACCUCCAGCUGCCAAUACAACCCCCAGGACAGGGCAGCCAACUGCUCUGCCACCUGGCUGGUGGCUCAGGGCAGUGAGGCAGCACUGGAGCAGGCAGUGGCAACCGUGGGCCCUGUGUCUGUGGCAGUGGAUGCCAGCAGCUUCCACUUCCACUUCUACAAGUCAGGCAUCUUCAGCAGCAAGUUUUGCAGCCACAGGGUGAACCACGGGAUGCUGGUUGUGGGCUAUGGCACGAGCCAGGAGCAGGGCCACAACACCAGCUACUGGAUCCUAAAGAACAGCUGGUCAGAGCGCUGGGGUGAGCAGGGCUACAUCCGCCUGCUCAAAGGUGCUGACAACCAGUGUGGGGUGGCCAGCCAGGCCAGCUUCCCCAUGCUGUGA
This is a messenger RNA of Indicator indicator, 999 nucleotides long. RefSeq names its product procathepsin L-like. The transcript is spliced from 7 exons. Gene Ontology annotation, biological process: immune response. The record is from RefSeq and is a predicted model, not a curated record. Gene Ontology annotation, cellular component: lysosome. NCBI's taxonomy places the organism in Eukaryota, Metazoa, Chordata, Aves, Piciformes, Indicatoridae. Bases 1 to 999 code for a protein of 332 amino acids. Gene Ontology annotation, molecular function: cysteine-type endopeptidase activity.